Galleria mellonella (greater wax moth) is the source of this 2424-nucleotide messenger RNA. Its product is annotated as histone-lysine N-methyltransferase 2D-like. The transcript is spliced from 6 exons. Lineage: Eukaryota; Metazoa; Arthropoda; Insecta; Lepidoptera; Pyralidae. Gene Ontology annotation, molecular function: DNA binding. Bases 210 to 1829 code for a protein of 539 amino acids. The record is from RefSeq and is a predicted model, not a curated record.
UUCACAUGCAUGCCUAGUGUUUAUUUUUCUUUUUCUUCAUCAUUACUCAAAAGAACUUUUUCUUUUCCAUAUUAAUAAUAAUAUAAUGUAUUGGAAUUCUUGUCUUAAAAUGAUAAUAUACUUAAUUUGACUUCGAUCUCAAAUUUUUGUGUUUUCUAAGGACGAGCAGCUGUGUGAUUUUAAAUUCGCCGGCAUGAUUUUACUCAGAAAUGUCAGAGAUAAAGUAUAAACAUCAGAUUUUAGCCGCGAUAGAUCAUUUACGUUCCCGUAAAUCGCGCCCAGAUAUCAAUAGAAUUUGCAAGUUUAUGCUUAAAUGUUAUAAAGUCGCACCAAAAGACACCAAAGCUGAUUUAAAACGUUGUUUGAAAGAAAAAAGCAUAUUUAAAGUUGAUUAUAAAGAUAAUGUAAGUUACAGAAACGCUGCUAAGUGGCGGAAAAAAUCGAGUCAAAAUAACGAAAUGGCAAGUUCCUCAGCAACAAGUGAAAGAAGAAUAAUUACAUCUGCAAUUGCAACUCUUAUAUAUCAAGACCAAAGCUAUUUAGAAAAUGGGAUAGCAUUUGAAGACCUUGUCAGAGCUGCAGCAUCUCAAGAAUCUAAAUAUUCAAAGAAAGAACUUGAAAAUAUUAUCAACAAGGAGUUGUCAUCGGGCAGUCUAGUGAAACUACCCAAUGGUAAUUUAGCUCUUGGCCCUGCAGAUCAUGAUGGUGAUAGUUCAGAUAGUUUUAAAUUUGAGUACAGUAUAGACUCUAAUACAAAGAUGACUUCCUCGGCCAAUUCAUCGUGUCGUUCAUCGCCGCAGCGAAUGAGAGGAAGGCCUAAGAAACGUGGUGGUGGUGCAUCUAAUAAUGGAUUAAGUAUUAUCACGAGGAACUCUGGAGUUCGCGUCGGCGAAAGACGAAAAAUGGCUAAGAAAGUCUUUGAUCCCUCUGACAAUAAUGUGCCCAGCAAACGUAAACGGGGUAGACCAGUAGGAUCACUAAAUAAAAGUACAAUAAAAAAACGUUUGUUGGGCGCUGGUAAUCAUCAAAAAACAGACAAAGAAGGCACCCCAUUAUCCGAAAGUCAACUAUCUGCAGAUGGAAGUGCUGAUGAAUUAGAACAAGAUGAACCAAUACCUCAUGAGACUUCAGGAGGAGUUUGUUCUGUAUGCCACAUUCAGAAAUCCAGAGGGUCUAAUGAUAGACUAGUAGAAUGUCGCGAUUGUAAUAACAAAGCUCACUUAAGCUGUCUCCAAUCCGGAUCUGGCAUAUUAAAGCCACGCCCAGAUAAUACAUGGCAAUGUCCACAUUGUAAGACCUGUGUUAUUUGUUGCGAAACUAAUGAUGCUGGUAUUUUAACUGUCUGCAGUAUAUGCUCUGAUGCUUACCAUGCACUGUGUCAUACUCCACGUAUACCAGAAAGGUUAAAAGCCUGGGAUCAAUGGGAAUGCAACAAUUGCCUCAAAUCUCGUCCUAUAAUAGUUGGAUCACCUGCAAUCAUACCUAAUAUUGAAUACGAAUCACGAAAUUCAUCUACAAUUGAUCCGUUUUUAAAGCCUCACGAACUGGACAGAGCACAAUCAAAAUUGGGAGAUGUACCAAUAGAUCCAAGCAUUCCAGAUAUAACAAAUUGGACUACUGAAGAUGUGUAUGAAUAUUUCGUGGAACAUUUCCCAGAAGCUGCUCCUAUUUUGAAAGAACAGGAGUUUGAUGGACAAGCACUUAGUAUGGCACGGCGGGCAGAUAUUGUACGAGGUCUAGGUCUUCCACUUGGUCCAGGACUUGCACUUUAUCGUAUUAUUGUUAAAUUACAAACUAGAAAAGAUGAUUGGACUAUGUGCUGGGGUUAAUUAAACGUUAUUAUAAUAUAGAAUAAUGUACUUAUAAAUACUAGAUAUUUAACAUGGUUCAUUUUACUGUCCUUUAAUGGAUGAUCAUAAAUAAUAUUAUAAUUUGAAAAAAUGCAUGGCUCUGCAUUACUACAUGUAAUUUUAUAGACAGGUUUUAAAAAUAAUCAGACAAUGAAUCUGUUUAUAACUGUACAUAUAUAGUUGGUUUUAUUCUAAUUAUGGUAAAAAAUUUAAUAAAUAAUCUAUUUUUUUACAUAGCGGCAACUAGCACCAUAUUUAAAUUUUUUAUAAUCUAAAAUUUGCAUUGGACUAGCACUGUCUAUUCCUUAACACUUCAUUUAUCUGUCCUACACAGAACAUACUAUAAAAAUCCAUACUAGUUAGUAUUCUCCUGACAUUGAUUUAUUAACUAGAAAUAGAUUUAAAUAGAUGCCAUAACUUUCUUAGCAGAAAAAAUUAUUACAAAUUACACAGAAAGAAAAAAACAAUGGGCAGGCAAAAAUUACAUUAACAAGAGUGAGAUUAUUUUAAGUAUAGCAUUCCUAAACAAAUGUACAUAACAAUUUAUAAAAAAUAAAGUAUUAAGCUAAAUUAA